This is a messenger RNA of Oryza brachyantha (malo sina), 1912 nucleotides long. RefSeq names its product aluminum-activated malate transporter 10-like. Gene Ontology annotation, cellular component: plant-type vacuole membrane. The transcript has 3 exons. Gene Ontology annotation, biological process: malate transport. The record is from RefSeq and is a predicted model, not a curated record. The coding region runs from base 1 to 1533 and encodes 510 amino acids. NCBI's taxonomy places the organism in Eukaryota, Viridiplantae, Streptophyta, Magnoliopsida, Poales, Poaceae.
AUGGCUGCGGCGAGGAAGGACGGAGUGCAGAUGAUGAAUGGAAGUGCUGCGGCGCCGGAGUGGCGGGUGACGGUGCCGGAGGGCGCGUCGGUGACGGUGGAGCACGAGGGCGGCGGCCGGGCCGCCAUGGCGUGGGCGUGGCUGGUGUCUCGCGCGGCGGCGCUCGGGAGCGGGGCGUCCGGCCUCGCCGGGCGGGUCUGGAAGAUCGGCGCCGACGACCCCCGGAGGGCCGUGCACGGCCUCAAGGUUGGCCUCGCGCUCGCCCUCGUCUCCGUGUUCUACUACACCAGGCCCCUGUACGACGGCGUCGGCGGCGCCGCCAUGUGGGCCGUCAUGACGGUCGUCGUCGUCUUCGAGUACACCGUUGGUGGCUGUGUGUACAAGGGAUUCAACCGAGCCACCGCGACGGUGAGCGCCGGGGCGGUGGCGCUCGGCGUGCACUGGAUCGCGAGCAAGUCCGGCGACAGGUUCGAGCCGGUCAUCCGCAGCGGCUCGCUUUUUCUUCUUGCCGCGGCGGCGACGUUCUCCCGGUUCAUACCGACGGUGAAGGCGCGGUUCGACUACGGCGUGACCAUCUUCAUCCUGACGUACAGCCUGGUGGCCGUGUCGGGGUACCGCGUCGACGCGCUGCUGGCGAUGGCGCAGCAGCGCAUCUCCACCGUCGCCAUCGGCAUCUCCAUCUGCCUCGCCGUCUGCGUGCUCAUCUGCCCCGUGUGGGCCGGCCAGGAGCUGCACCGCCUCACCGCGCGCAACAUGGACAAGCUCGCCGGGGCCGUGGAGGCCUGCGUCGAGGGCUACUUCGCUGAGGAGGAGGAGGAGGCGACGGCGACGGACAAGCGGCGGACGGCGCCGGCGCCGGCGGUGUUCGCCUCCAAGGCGGCGGAGGGGUACAAGUGCGUGCUCAACUCCAAGGCUUCCGAGGACGCGCAGGCCAACCUUGCGCGGUGGGAGCCCGCGCACGGCAGGUUCAGCUUCCGCCACCCGUACGGCCAGUACAAGGCCGUCGGCGCCGCCAUGCGCCACUGCGCCUACUGCGUGGAGGCCCUGAGCGGCUGCGUGCUCUCCGCCGAGCCCCAGGCCCCCGAGAGCGUGAAGCGCCACCUCGCCGGCGCCUCCAGGAGGGUGGCGACGCGGUGCGCGGCGGUGCUCAGGGAGGCCUCGAGCUCCAUCACCGCGAUGACGGCGUCCCGGAGCCUCGACUUCACCGUGGCGGACAUGAACACCGCCGUGCAGGAGCUCCAGAGCGAGGUGAGGGCGCUCCCGUCCAAGCUGUUCGGGGAGGCGACGGCAGCGCAGCAGCUGAUGGACGCGGUGCAGCUCUUCACGGUCACGUCGCUGCUGAUCGAGGUGUCGGCCAGGAUCGAGGGCGUCGUGGACGCCGUCGACACGCUCGCCACCCUCGCGUCGUUCAGCUCGGCCGACUACGAAAAGCCAACCGAAGCAGAUGCCAAGGUGCAAACCGCGAGCGAUCAGGGCCCGGUCGAACCGGUAGCGUCUAGUGCAACGAAGAACACGGCCGAAGAACAGGUUUAAUCCGGUUCACGUCAAAAUCCCACAACGAGUCGAUCGAACCGGGCGGAUUAAACCGGUUCUCGAUUGGUCUCGCGGUUUCGCUGCUCCCGCGGCAAACUUCCGAGCGGCAACCGGUCCGAGUGGCCGAGUCAGAGUGGGGAAUAAUAAGAAAAGAUCAGCGUAAAAAAAAGCCUUGAUCAACGUUGCUUACCAAAGGAAAAGUUGGCAUAAACGGACAGCAUCAAGGAGAAUUAAAAAGAAGAGCACUUAUCAUAAAGUUGCCAAUACGACACUGCGCCUUUCAAGCCAUGAAUGUGGUGUCAAAUCAAUCUUAGUGCGAUGUUAUUUUUUAGUUACCAGAUAACCACAAUGUUAUUUGAUCCCACAUAGAAAAAAAAAA